CUCGUUCAACCCACUUGUAUUUGCAUAUUGAUCGGUGCUUCAAAAAUGAGUAAUAAAAUCCAGUUGCUAUUUCUGCUCAUUGUGUGCUGCAUGGCGCUUAUAGCAGCUGCGCAGGAGGAAGGCGGUUCUUGUGGCGAUAAUGAGGAGUUCAAAAGCUGUGGGAGCACCUGUCCACCCAAGUGUAGUGACGGCGAUGAGCAAAUGAUGUGCAGUCAACGCUGUGUACCUGGAUGUCAAUGUAAAAGUGGUUACUUAUUGAACUCUACUGGACAGUGUGUGGAACCAGAAAACUGCUAAAUGAUAACAAAAGCAAUGACAAAAGCGAUUAUUUUCAAAUUGGCACAACAAAAUUAAUUGAGGCAAAGAAAGUAUAAAGACAAAAAGCUGCGUAAUCGCGGCCCGAUCCUUUAACGAAACUCGUCUAUAAAAUUUUACCACAUACACAACAAAUUACAGCUAAUUGGGAACCGCGAGCUGCAAGUUUUUAUUUUUAUAUACU
This is a messenger RNA of Anastrepha obliqua, 499 nucleotides long. RefSeq names its product chymotrypsin inhibitor-like. NCBI's taxonomy places the organism in Eukaryota, Metazoa, Arthropoda, Insecta, Diptera, Tephritidae. The record is from RefSeq and is a predicted model, not a curated record. The transcript has 2 exons. The coding region runs from base 46 to 297 and encodes 83 amino acids.